AACCGGGCAUGAAAAGAGUGAACAUAUCAGUCACUGUGCAGCAGAAUAAACACUAUUACUAUGCAAAUGUUAUUCUUACAAGUUUUUACCUCAGCAGCAGCUAUGAUGAGAUGAAUGAAUCAGUUCUGGGAGAGAGAGAGCGAGAGUCAGGUCAAGUUCAGCAGGGAGGAAAGUACAGCUCAGGUGUCAAGGUGAGCGUGCGGGCACAAACGAACGUGUGAGCACUGGGGAAAUGUGAAUUCUCGUCAUCAUGAGAAGAUAACAAUAGUUCAGUUAUUUAUGUGAGGAACUGCACCACCUGCAAGUAUCCUUCCAACAAUGCAACACAGAAAUAGUCUCAUUUUCACACACCGACUGCCAGCCCGCCUUUUAAUUAAGAUUUAGGCUGAAAUGUGAACGACAUGUUGAUCGCUGACUGCAUGUAUCCCACAGCCGUGACGUAUGACAUGAUUUAGGGUCUAUAUUCAGCGUGCUUUAAAUGAGGCAGUUCAUUUUCAGUUCUUCAUGAUUUUUGCACCUUCCUUUGGCACCUCGUGCCUGUGAUUUCUUCCUCCACAACACAUUACGCUCAUCACUACCUCACUCCUCAUUCCCUCCUUCUCUCCUCUUCUCAUCUUUCUUUUUGCCCCCUGUCUAUAAUUGGAUUCUAUUUUCAGGCUGCUAUAAGUGUCUGUGUCUCUUGUGUUUGUGUCUCGCACCCCAUUUUCUGUCUCUCCUCCAUCAUCACCCUCUGUUCUUAUCGUUCCCAUCGCUCUCUCCAUCUUUCCGCCGCUGUGUAAAGCCACUCCUCUUCAUUCCCUUUUCUUCUGUUUUGCCCACAAACUGUUUCAUUUCAGCAAAACCAUCCAUUACCCUUUUUUUAUCCUUUCAUUUGUGACAGUUAAAUAUGAUGGAUAGCACACUAAAAGCCUUAUGCAAAAUUGUGUUAGGUGAAGUAAUGCGAAGCAGAGUAAACUCCACCUAACUGAUGUGAAUAGCUCUCUCAUGACCUAAUUCUGGUAGUCUGGGUUACACAGCGAUCUGAGAGAGGAGGAUAUAUUUAGGGAGUAAAAAAAGAUAUUAAAAAAGAGGAUACAGGAUACUGUAGAGCCCCAGAACACAGAAAUAAUGCACGCAUAAGUAAGUGACAUAGGAUGUGUCACACACCUUCAUGUUUGUAAGAAAGGCAGUGAGCCAAUUAAACAGCAUUUAUAAAGAGGAGGAGUGGAAAAUGAGGGACUGACAGAGGGAGGGAGUCGUACUGUAGGACUUGGUUGGCUGUUGGGAUGUCUCUAGAGGUGCAGCAUGUAUUUAAAAGACGAAAAUGACUUAGAGAGAAAGGAGGAGAGGCUAUCAGAGAUGGAAAAAGUUGACUGACGAGUAGAGGAAAUGGGGAUCUCUCAUCAGCCCAAAAAGCCCUCAUCAGGAAGGCCUGGAAGCUGCAAAACCUUGGCCCUUGCGCCUCGACGCGGUCACGUGGCGCAUAACCGCUCCACGCCCGUGCGGACAGUGCACAUCCGACCACUUUCCGCGCGAAACACACCCCCACGCAAACAGCACGCUCCGACCGCACAGACACGCAAGGUGCACACACAUCUGACGCACGCACACAGGGCAAGCUCACAGUCUGCACACUGCUGCCCGACGCAGCCCCAUGAGCAGUACACAGCACACAGCGAUCACUCAGGCUGCACCUUCUACUGCUAUUUCUGCUACUGCUGUUACUGCUGCUGCCUCACAUUGCUCUCUUUCUCUCUCCUCCUCCUCCUGUUUCCACUUCCCAACGCUCCUCCUUCUGCCUCCUUCUCCACUUUGUCAUCAAACACCACCCCUCCUCCUUCCUCCUCCUCCUCCCCUUCGCGAUCAUCACCUUCCUGUUUGGACGAACUUUCCUGUAUCUACCCUGACGUCAACCUGACUUCUGCUGUGUCCCCCUACUGCCCUGUGCCACCUUGUCUCAUCUCUGACGAUUCCUUCCCUCUCUUCUACAUCUCAUCUCCUGACCCCACCACUUCUGAACAACUCACCCCCUCUUGCCACGGCUCCGCUCCUCCAUCUUCUUCUUCUUUUCCUGUGACCUCUGACUCCUUCUCCCCUCCACACCAACCUAUCCUGUGCCGGCCGUGGCCCUCUUCGCGCUCUCUUUCAUCCCUGCUCCUCUGCCCUCCCAGCUUUGGGGACCCAGUCUUAUCCUAUGCAUCCACUUUGGAGCACAUCCCCUCUGGCCCAGCCCGGCCUCGGACGCUGCUACGCCAGCAGAGUCUUCAGCAGCCUCUCAUCCACCCGUCAGGCCCCGGUCUCAGCCAUCCUCCCACCACAUCCCAGAGCUUGGGACAAUUACACACUGCACCUGGACAGCCUGGGGGAGGUGGGGGUGCUGGGAGAGGAGAGGGAGGUGGCAGCGGUGGUGAGGGUGGGGGUGCAGGUUCACGAGGUGGUCCCCGGGGUGCACGGGGAAGCCCCUCAGGAUCAGGUGCCUCUCGCUAUAGGGGAGGUGGAGCAGGAGGGCGCUCACGUGCCAGUCCUGGCAGCUGGGAUUACAUGAUGGACCAGAUCCGGAAUCGAGGCCUGGACGUCAAGUCCUUCCUGGGCAACAAGCCAGCUAACAGCCCCAAGGGUCAACCCCCUGAUGCUGACGGUCACUCCUCCGUCACUGACCUGGCCAACUCUCUCACUGGAGACAUGGUGAUGCUGUCUCCAGGGUCGGAGGAUGAUGACGGUGAAGGGCCUAUCAGUGAGAAGCUAGGCCGGAUCCAGUUCAGCAUAGGCUACAGCUUCCAGAACACCACUCUCACCGUCAAAGUUCUCAGGGGCCAGGAACUCCCGGCCAAGGACUUCUCCGGCACCUCCGACCCCUUCGUCAAGAUCUACCUGCUGCCUGACAAGAAGCACAAGCUGGAAACCAAGGUCAAGAGAAAGAACCUCAACCCCCAUUGGAACGAAACCUUCCUGUUUGAAGGCUUCCCUUAUGAGAAGGUGAGAGAGCGCACUCUUUACCUUCAGGUGUUGGACUACGACCGCUUCAGCAGGAAUGACCCCAUUGGAGAAGUGUCAAUCCCCCUUAACAAGGUGGAACUGGGCCAGAUAAAGACCUUCUGGAAGGAGCUCAAGCCCUGCAGUGAUGGCAGUGGGAGACGGGGAGACCUGCUGGUGUCACUCUGCUAUAAUCCCACUGCCAACACCAUCACUGUGAACAUCAUCAAAGCGCGCAAUCUCAAAGCCAUGGAUAUCGGGGGCACCUCAGAUCCAUAUGUGAAGGUGUGGCUGAUGCACAAGGACAAGCGUGUAGAGAAGAAGAAGACGGUGACGAUGAAGCGCUGUCUGAACCCUGUCUUCAAUGAGUCCUUCCCCUUCGAUGUCCCCGCCCAUGUGCUGAGGGAGACCACCAUCAUCAUCACCGUCAUGGACAAGGACAGGCUCAGCCGCAAUGACGUUAUCGGCAAGAUCUAUCUAUCGUGGAAGAGUGGACCAGCGGAGGUGAAGCACUGGAAAGACAUGCUCGCUCGGCCGCGUACUAACGUCGCCCAGUGGCACGCUCUCAAGGCCUGAUCGCACCGCCCAGCUCCCUCCAUGGCCCCUUCCCGUCUCCUACCCCGCUCCCACUCCUCUCUCCCGUCCCCUCCUCCCACUCCCGUCCUUAUGCACAAGACUGACUUGCUGCCAGGCUGCGAAACACGGGUACAAUUAGCCAUCUGCUCUAUUAAACCUUUAAACUCCUUUCUUUCAAAAUCUCUACUCCUCUCCGACUCUUCUCUCUUCUUCUCUUCCCAACUCUCAUAUAGCCGUGUCUUAAUUUCUAUGUCUCACCACUUUGCCAAUGGUCCCCCUGUUUCUGACUGUCUGUAUGUCUGUCUGUCCUUAUGCACUUUGCCUGUGGAGGUCUGAUGUUCAGUUUCUUUGUCGACCCCUUGGUUCUGAACUGCACUGCAGCCCCUGACCCAUUUAAGGUGCCAGUCCCGUGGGAUCACAGAGAACCUUAAAUAACGAUCUAAUCUCAUAUAAUCCUACUGUAUGACUAUUCCAGGUACACAAUGCUAUACAGUAUGUACUGUAUGUACAUAUACAUAUUAAUAUAUUAGGCGUAUAGAUUGGCAGAACUCCCCCUAUACACAUGACUAGUAUACAGUAUGUUAUCCAUAGCCUGUCUGCUGUUUCCCUUCUCUCCUCUCUCUUCAUUUGUCACCUCGUCUUUGUCAUCUAUCUUAAGUGUACAAUAUCCUGUCCCCCAUCUCAGUCCUCCCUACUUUAACUCAAAAGUGGUUUAAUGUUCAGCUGAAGUUGUCGAAAGCAAUCAAUACUCCGUUUGUGAUGAAACCAGCUGAACUCAAGAUGGAAUUGUUGAUACUGCUGUCUCCCUCCCUCCCUCCUUCCUCUUCUCUAUGCUCUUCUUUUUUUCCUCCUUAUUGUUCCCUCUUUCUCUUCCUCUGGCACAAUAUUAGUGAAUCCCUCCUUUCUGGACCCCCACCCCCCUUGUCGUCUGUGUGCUGUGGGUGCUGUGCUGUAGCUCCAACAAAAAUAGAGAUUAAAAAAAGAUAAAUAAAUAAACUGAACUUUCCGAUGUUGGGAAAGCGGGAACACAAUAAACUCAUGAAAUGGAUCGCUCCUGAUUUUUCCAGACAAAAAAGCCCUGACAUGGAGAGAGAAAAAAGAAGAUGUAAAAAAAAAAAAAGUUCCCCAAGAUACGAUGAUGUCAUUUUUCACAGCAUCACCAACUGAGGAAACCAAUUUAAAUCUUCUUCCAAUGUUAAGAUGAAAACAGAAGCAAAAAGCAAAGUUUGUGCUGUUGGUGCACACGCAUUCAGUUGUGUGUGCACACUUCUGUCUGUUUAUCGAAGCUUUGAAUUCUUUGUGCUGCCCUGUGCUCUUGUUUUGUGCUGACGGGGGUCGAUCCCCAGCAGUUUUGACUGCUGCGUUACUGCUGUGUGCCUGCGUGCGCGUGUGUGUGUGUGUGUGUGUGUGUGUGUGUGUGUGUGCGCGCGCUUGCGUGCGUGCGUGCGUGCGUGUUCACAGGAGCAACACCAAUUCAGACUCGGCAGAAAUCUUCUUCUCUUUUCUCUUUCUCAUCUUGCGCUCUUCUUGCUCUUCUUACUGCCAUUGUUUCCCCAUCCUCCUUUACUGCCCUGCCUUCUGAACGAGGGCACGGGGAAGUUCUAUCUGCACUUUUUGAAAAUGUAAUAACAAUAAUAACGAUGAUGAUAGUUUUAAUGAUGAUUCUAGUACCGGUGAAAAUUAAGGGAGGAGUACCUGAAAGGGUGAGCAGCAGUUGGGGAGAGGCGAUGUCCUCUCUGUGAUUUCAGGGUUUGGAGAUGAAGUGGAGGACACAGAGGAUGGAUGUAGGGCUCUCAUCCUCCUCUCUUUGUUCCUCUUGUUUUCCUCUAUAUACCUGUGCACAAUGUGUUGCUCAACAGCAGGUAUGGUCGGAGCUCUAACCAAGAGUCUGUCUGCUUCUAUGUGAGUCCAUGAGGCUGAACAAUAGGUUGCAUAUCUGGGAACAGUCAGACAGACAGAUGCGUUUUUUUUUUUUUUUUUGCUUUAACACGGAAAGCGAAACAAAAUAACAAGGCCUUCUCUGCGUUCUUGUUGUUGUUCCCAGAACCUACGAAUGACUGUGCAUCACAGAGAGUGGGUGUGAUAUUAGAUGAUGGUCUGAUCUGCCACUGUGAGAUACUGUAGAAGCAGAUUAGACAUUAUCUCUUCCCUGAGUGCUUGAGAGCACCACAGAGUGUACUGGUAGCUGCCCUGCUUGUCAGGCGCAUUCAGCUCAGCUCGAUAUUUCUGUAACGUAAAUAAAACAGUCAGAAAGCAGCAACGUGAAUACCGUCAGCCAUUAAGAGCCACUCACACAGGCAUCUGCUCUUCCUUAGUGUACUCUCUACUGUAACUGUCUGUCUGGGUUUUUACAUUCUUAAAGACCUGUGAAGCAUAAUCCUGUUGGUAAGUCAGUUUUUUUUACUGCAGUGGCUUAGUUUUUAUUUCUAAAUGAGGACUCGCCCUUCAAAUAUCUGUCAGGUUAGACUGAGCAAGCAAAUCCUAACAGCUGAUUGUUUUCUGGCUGAGACAUUAGUGCUGGCCCCAUCAAAAUCCAUGCUUGUUGGUCCUGCAGUGGAUUUUAUUUUCUCUUGUCUGGCUAUAAUUUGAUAGUGUCUUGUAUUUUGAUGCUUGUUUUGAUUUAUGCCAAUGAUAACCUGAUCACCAUUCACCACUGAGAAACUGAAAGAUAGUGUAAUUGUAGUCCAAUCUACACCGGGUUAGUCUCCUGUCCAGUGUCUCUGUAAGCCAGUCUGGGCCGCACACAGCGUGCUGUAUGUGUGUUCUGGAAAGUGUGCUUCGUGUGAGCCUCGGUGCUGGCUGCUGCGAUGCACUGAUCCAGUCCAGCACCCUUCAGAACAAUUGGCCAGCUGUGGAACAGGGCCCACUGUUUUGACAGCCACUGCCUGCAUUGUCACAGCACAUUACACUCCCAUUAGGUGGUCAGAAAGGAGCAAUAUCUGCUUCCUUGGACCUGGGGGACACACUAUUUGCAGAAGUAGUACUUGCUAAGAAUAAUAGAAAACAUGUAGCACCGUCUGUCAUUAGUUACCCUGAGAAUGAUGGGCAGGGAUAAAAACUCGUCAAAAUUAGGAACAUAAUUAGUGGGCGAUCGCUGCUGCUCAAGCUGUGAAAACCAAAUGUGGUUUGAAUGUGCAGGUGUGCAGGUGAUGAGUCAACACAAUACCUCUGCCAUUUCCUUUCACCAGGAUUACAUCCUGCUCAAGGAGUGAUAAAUUACUAUGCUACUUUGGUUUACAAUGCUUCGUCAUCAGUAACCCUGUAAACUGGGGGAUAUGGCUUUAUUUUUAGUAGCAUGAGGCAGAGUGAGAUGCCACUGAUCCUCCAGGUAGACUGGAGGGUGGGAGUGCUUUGGGAUACAGACUCAUCUUAAAUGUUUCUACAUGUAAUUUGUUUAUCCCUUGUGUUUUGUUGACAUUGGCUUUUCUUCCCCAUAGUUUGGGGUCCAAUAGACCUGAGUGCUGUAUAUGUAAACAUAAUAAUAAUUGCUAAAUCAACCUUUCUCUUUUGUUCUGACCUUACUAAACCCCAGUAUGUAGAUAAGCAGUAACUAUUCCUUUUGCCAUAAACUGAGCUUGCACAUUUGACACACUGACCAUAAAGCAUUGUUUUAAAACAAAUAAGGAAAUAUUUCAUGUUUUAUAUGGAAUGUAUAUAUAAAUAUGCAGUAUAUUCAUUUGUUUUUUUGGAAAGAAAUUUACAAUCAAAGAGUACAAAUACAGAGGUGUCAAAAUUUGUCUAGAUAAAAACACACUACAUGAGCAGUCAUGCUCAAGGUCAUGAAUCUUCCAUAAAGGUAACUAGUACCUCUAAAAAAUAGCAAGAAAUAUGCCAUAUACAAAGUAUAUGAAAUGUAUGGUUGACUCAAGACUUCAUUGGAUGUUUGAGACAUUAGCUCCCUUUUCAAAAUUUCAAAAUCAAACUUUAGAAAACAAAGUGUUACAUACUUCAUCAGAAAGAAAGUUUCACACUCCAUAAAAUAAUCAGGAGUCCCAAACAUUAUGUUCUGUCACUGCCAGCAGUCAAACAGCAGCACCAUUAAAACGGAUAGUGAGCUCAGAGCCAAACAGUAUAAAGGAGAAAGCAAUUUCCAAAUCCCAGUUUUAUUAUACUGCCACCUGUCUCACGCCUCUAAACUUAUUGCGUUUUGUUGGCACCAACACUGUCAGCAAUGACCUUCAACAAUCCUGAGCUCAUGAAUACGGCAUGGCAGCGUUGCAGAUGCUCAGUCAAGACUUUUUUUUUUUGCUCCACUCGGUGCACUUGCUCUCCUUGUGUCCAAUCUUUCGUCACUGCUCCGCUCCCUGGUGAAGCCAACUGGUAGCUGCAGGUGUGGAUAAUUACAGUUUGAUUCUUGAGCUUUAAUUCAAGUUGACAGACACAGCCAACACUGCCCACAACUUUGCCACCGAAUAAAGGCUCUCAAAACGGACUUUUUGGUUACAUAAAUGAUACCUUUCCCCAGUGUAUUCGAUAUCUAUCCCGUCACUGUUCAGUCUGUGGAGUAUUGGAAAGUUUCUGCAAAUGUCUUUUGCAUUAAAUGCCAAUUUGUGUUUUGGCUGCAUGACUAGGGAUGGUAAUGUUGUUCUGUCGGCUGGUCGGCCACUUUUGUCCGGACUGAAAUAUCUCAGCAACUACUGGAUGGAUUCCCAUGAAAUAUUGGACAGAGAUUCAUGGUCCCCAGAGGAUGAGCCAUACUGAGAUUGGUGACUUUACUUCUGGCACCAAAAUGAGGUUGACAUUUUUUGUUUUUAGUGAAUAAUGUUAACAACUAUUGGAGUGACUGUUUUGAAAUUUGGUAAAGACAAUCAUUUCCCCCCUUAGGAAUUAUAAUAGCUUUGGUGAUCCCUUAAUAUUUUCUUGAGCGCCAUCCUGGGGUCAAAAUAUUGAUUAGUUCAAUACUUUGGUUCACGACCAAAUACUUGCAAAACUAAUGACAUUCAAAUCAGACUCAGCUGUACUUUGUAUUUAGAGCUAAUUAGCAAAUGUUAGCAUGUUAACACGCUAACCUAAUAUAGUGACUGUGGUAAACAUACCUGAUAUACAUCAAUAUUGUCAUAGUGCGCAAGUUAGCUUACUGAUGUUAACAUGUGGUUCAAAGCACUGCUGUGUCUCAGUACAGCUUUACAGAGCUGCUAUCAUGGCUGUAGACUCGCAGUCCUGUUAUCAGUCUGUGUCGCUGGACACAUCCAUCUCCUGGACUCCAUCUUCUUUGAGAUGUUUAUUCCUGGGUGUGUUCCCCCAAAUUUAUCAUCGUCACCCGCAGCCUUCACUUCUCUGUUUACUUUGUAAAUAACUGAAAGCUUUAUUGGCUGAAGGGGUUGCACCUGUUUGCCAAGGGAUUAGCAAGAUAUUCUUCUGAGGCUGUUGAUAUUGUUUGUCCUUGUCAUACUCUCAGCCCUGUUCUUUCUUCACUAGUUUUCCUUGAUGGAUAUGGCUUUCUUAAGAUGAGCGUCAAUGACUCACUCUGUUGGAAAGCUGCCUGCUUUGCUGUAGUUUGUGCAAUAUUAAAUUAAGGGUACCCUGUACUUUAAGAGUUGGGGAACUUAAGGUGUGUGUGUGUGUGUGUGUGUGUGUGUGUGUGUGUGUGUGUGUGUGUGUGUGUGUGGUGUGUGUGUGUGUGUGUGUGUGGUUUACAAUCAGGCUGAAGGAACCUCAUCCUGGAGGCACUGCAGUUGAUGUUUUAUUCUGCUGAAUCAUAUUAUGACGACUGCGGCAGCCCAGAAGUCUUCUGGGUCACCUUUGUCAUUGUGUGCAGUCGGUCCCUGUGUGAGUCUCGCCCUGCGCAGACAGACCUCACCUCCCCUAACUCACCCUUUCAAUUGUUUUAAGCAUCUGGUGAAAACCAAUGUGACUUCUCCUAAUCAGGGUUCAAGUAAGCAUUAUUUGAAUGGUAACAAAAUGAAUAUGAAAAACAAUAAGUAAUAAUAUCUUUUUUCUUUUUGUUCACAUUUGACUGUUGGUCAGUGUGUAUGUAUGUGUGUGCUUGGUGUUCUUGUGUUUGGGUUUAUUUCUUUACAACAACGUGAUAAGAAAAUCUUUCUGUUUUUGAAAACUUUAUGUAAAUAUUGUUGGUGAAAAUUAACAUUUGUUGUACGCCGAGUUUUCAUUUGUCACUUGAAAUGAUGAAGAAAACAAUGAUAUUCAUGAAUAACAGUGGUGAUGUUGAUGAUGCUGAAGCUGAUUAUACCUGCCCUUCUUGAAUAAGGGCUUUUGAUGUCCGCUGUAUUUUUGUUGGAGGUGUCGUGAGGUCAGGGCAAGAGAAACAAAGGGAAGGAGUGAUACCCAACACAUCCCAGGCCCACUGUAGCAACACUGCCACAUACCUUACCCCACCACCCCAACCCCCCAUCCCCCAACCCCCCAAAACACACACACACCUCCAGGAAAUAGAUGAUGUAGCCUGUGUUAUUUAUGCCAUAAAACAUCUUUGUAUUUUUAUUACAACCAGCGUGUUCCCUGGCUGUGUGAGGGGAUUGUUCACCUCCCUGUGGAGUCAAUCUGCCCCGGUCGCUUGGCAUCACAUCUCACCCUGUCUGCUUAUAGGCUUGGGGAUUUACUGUAAUGCCAUUGUGUUCGACGGGAUUGGCCCUGUACUGACACUGAUGAUGCCUUCCUCAUUGAAUUUGGAGUCACUAUUGCUUUGCCGGAGGCCAUGCGUGGGGAUGGGCAUGUAUGUAGGAGGGAGUGGGAAGGACGUAUACCUCCCGUCUGACCCUGUAAAGGGAAUUCGCAUGCUUGACAGUCUGACUCUUAUUUGGGGUUAGACUCGUGAUUAAGCACAACUGACUGCCGUGAACUCGCCACAUAAUAGGCCCGUCUCUUGCUUAGUCAGAUAUUUGUAAGAACUCUCAAACUCCAGCAAGAAAACCCCAGUCUUAGUGUGAGAGCCAAACUAUGAACCGCCAUAGUGGAAUUAAGGGGUUUUAAUCAUCAAUAUAAAGUGAGCGAGAAUAAGCUUGAUCUUUCCAAAUGUCCAAAAGAUGCCCUGUGCCUUCUCAAGAGACAUAGCCCUCUGCUGCAUCCAAAAAUUAAAAAAACAUGCACAGGGCUGUAGUCCAGCUAUUUUCACUGCAGGUGUCUGUGCGCCCACUUCCCUAUUUUCCAUAUGCCAUAGCCUUACGUAUCUGGCUGGGCCUGUGUACAGUGCAGGGAUGGAGCUUAUCAGUUUCAUAUGACUUUUCGGACUGUCCUCGCCUCAGACCCGAUACGAUACAGCAGAUACUCCCAGCAGCCGUGUGCAGGAAGGACAGUGGAUACAAUCCUGUCUUCAUUUGUAAUACCAUCCUCCUACUCCCUCUCACGGGGGUCACAAAAUACACACACGCAAACAAUCUGCCGUUUAUUGAUGCACUGAAAAUAAAUUCUGACUAUUUUCCCUAAAUCCAGAUCCUUCAGAAUAUGUAAUUGUCUUUCGUUGCUGGUUGUAAAUAGACUUUGUGACUGAGUUAGAGCAGCCUCUAACUCCUGCCAUAAUGUGGACCUUGUUUUGAUCAGGUAGGUAAUAAGCAAUACACUUAAUUGAUCUUUAACGCCAUACUUUGAAAUAUUACUUACCGAGUCUGAUUGAGACUCCUUUGCAUUGAGGGAUGUCGAGGGUAACACUCCUGUUUCUUCACCUCUUUUCUCAACUUGCCACGGCUCACCUCUUCAACAAAGAGCGCUCUAACUUAAAACACACAAUUGUGAUGUGUACAAUCUAAUUUAAUGUAUUUAUUUAUGUAUUUUUGCCAACUUUGUAUAGUGUAUAAAUAUCUAUAAAUAUAUGAAAAAUGACAGUACUGUAUAGAUUUUAGCUGCCUGGUAAGGUUAAUAGUAUAUACUUGGUAGACUAAAAGAAAAAGCGUAGAGCUGUUCAAAAGCCAGUUACUGACAAAAUGCUUUCUGUAAAACCCGGUGCCACUGGCUCUUUUUAUAUUCUAGGUUUCGUUUCUGGUUUAUUUUUUUAUUAUAGCCAGUGGGAUCCAAAGUGUGUGUUGUUCUUCUUUUUGUCCGUUUGUUAAUCGGUUCGUUUGUUGUUUUUUCUUGACAAGACACAGCGAGGUUCUGGCAGCCAGGAGAGUGCAGUGGAACGCAGACUGGGACCCUGUGCAGUAGUGUGUGCGUGUGUGUGUGUGUGCGUGUUAGGUGUGUGUCCGUCCAUGGUAGUGCUAGUGCUCUCUGUGCAGUGCCUCCUCCCCUCCCCUCCUCCCUCCUCCCCUCCCCUCUCUGAUGUAGUUUGUCAUGUGACGCAGUGUGUGUUAAGGUGCAGGAUGACUGUGUUUGCUGAAGCUGGCAGAUGUCCUCUCUCUCUUUCUCUCACUCGCUCGCUCGCGCUCUCUGUGUCUCCCCAUUUACACCCUGCUUCUUCAUUACAACGCUUUGUUUUAAUCCUCCACCGGGUAUAGAUUUCCACUUCCUCUGCUCGAUUGUUCAUUUACUCUCCCAUUCAGCAGGUAAUGCAUACACCUACCAGUCUAAUUGCCCAGUAAUCCAUGCUUUCUCAUCUGUCUGUGAUUCUUUGUCCAUUAACAGUGCUCAUCUGUCACCCACCCACAUCACCGUAGAGCACCUUGUUUUUCUGCAGAGCUCUGUGGACCAGAGAAUGAUUUAGCACAAAAAAAGAGGGGAUUCAUGCAACUCAUCCCUGGUCAUACCUUCAUGGUUUUCCCUUUUGCGAUGUUGUGCUGCUUCCCUCCUCUCGUUACAGACUCUGAGGAGAAGGGCAGCUGCUAGCUCAGCACACAGAAACACAAAGCAGCCAUAUUCAAAAGUCAAGCACAGACCUGUGACUCAAAUCUAUGUUGUGGUGGCUUCACUGCCGCCCCGUUUGUAGCAAGAGCAAGAGAAUAGCCUUAAAGAUUGGACCAACUACACAAAAGAAGUAGUGGGAUAUGUGCAUUUGUAGUGGAAUAUUAUUACCUUCCCUUUCCCACACCAGAUUUAUUACUCAGUAUUCCGAUGUGUUGCUUGGUUGCUCUGUACAUAUCUGUGUAGUGCUUCUGUUGAUGUCCCUGUAUUAGGAUAGUAACGGGUUCUUACUGGGCGGCCUCCGCAGACGUCCUCUCCCUCCUGCCUCGUCUCAUUUCCUCCAAAACUUCAAACAUUCCAUUUGAAUCUCAAGUGAGCGACAUUUUAAAGUUGAUUAGACCUCACGCUGCCUGGGAGUAAAACAGCAGAAGGACUGAACCACAGACAUUUCCACUGGAGCCAUGAUAAUAACCAAGACGUCUUGUCUGUGCUCACGUCCCUCUGAGAAAUCACAAACCUGCAACUGACAGCACACUCAGCAUAAAGACCCUCGCACGCGCCCCUUUGCUCCUCCAGACCCGCCUCCGCGCCGACUGCACCUGGCUCUGAGAGGUCAAUGGGUCAAUGACUGGUUUGAGGAGCCACUGACCUCCCGGGGGGGAGAGAAGGGUGAGGUAGGUGAGGAGGUGGGAGAGCCCUGGGAGGUGGCAGAGAGGCGUGUCUCUGUGGGUCACAUCCUGGGUCAGGAGGGAAGGGAGCGAGGGCGUCUCGAGGUCAAACCCAGUAGCACUUUGGUUGUGCGUUCCAUGUUUUUUUAGCCUCUCCUGUUUUUUGGCCGAGCGGACUGUGAUCUUACUGAUUGAUUUUCUCGUUCUCCUCCACCCAUCAGUGUUACAGAGUGUGUUGGGUGGACGGAGCCAUGGAGCUGAGCUCUGAUUUUGUUCCAUAUUAAAGAAUCAUUUUUACUA
Seriola aureovittata is the source of this 13226-nucleotide messenger RNA. RefSeq names its product synaptotagmin VIIa (gene syt7a). Gene Ontology annotation, biological process: cellular response to calcium ion; regulation of calcium ion-dependent exocytosis; vesicle fusion. The coding region runs from base 1369 to 3528 and encodes 719 amino acids. Gene Ontology annotation, molecular function: phosphatidylserine binding; calcium-dependent phospholipid binding; SNARE binding. Gene Ontology annotation, cellular component: synaptic vesicle; axon; synapse. Lineage: Eukaryota; Metazoa; Chordata; Actinopteri; Carangiformes; Carangidae. The transcript is spliced from 7 exons. The record is from RefSeq and is a predicted model, not a curated record.